AUGUUUCAGAGCUGUCUGCUGUGCUCAAGAUCUAUGGAUGUUGCGGAUGAGACCAUGCCAGAUGCUUCAUCACAGAUGGAAGGCGCUCGAAAGGUCGUACUGCAAGCUCGCGAGCUUGAGGCUCAGCUGGAGACUUCGGAGAAUGAGCAAUUGCGUCAAUCGGCGAGGAUGGCCAUACGGGAUGCCCGGGAAUCUGCAGAGGCCACCCUGGCGAGCCUUCGAGAGGCGUGGAGCUCCCUGUCGGAGCAAGAAAUACAAUGCGCGGUACGGCCGGGGUCGCUGCGUUUCGCUCGGGACAUGAAGCACAAGUUGCAGCAUUCAUCUCCAUGCAUCGAGAAGUUGAUGCUGCCGCCUGCGCCGCCGGAGGACUGCGAGGUGGAGGACCCAUGGUGCCGCGAUCGCGCCGAAGACCAGUGCUUGUCGCACGCGAUGUGUUUGGAGGCUGCGAAAGAAACAGAGGAUGCAGAUAUCGUAACCGCCUUGUCUGAUGCGGAGAGGCCAGUUUGUGCUGAGGCUUGGGACUCUGCUCUUACCAUCCACGCGCCUGAUUUCCGUCGCCUUCUCACCUCCUACAUCGACUUGAGCGGUGCUCACUACGACCAAGAUCCUCACGGACAAAGUCGAAGAAUUCUCGUCGUGGCCACAAUCGUGCUGAUGGUUGACAGGGAUGCUUGCACCCAGUUCCCUCUCUUGAAAGAGCAUGCUUUGGGAAUAGACAUGAACAUGCUGCACGUCAUCCUCGCUCCUCAUCUGCAGCUCGGUAGCCAUGGGAGACCAUCGUUUUAUGCGGGUAGCAUAGCCGUACGUUCUUCCAUGCUCGAUCCAACGACAGCACGCAGGCAUGAACGGAAGAUCCUCCUCUCCUUGGAGGCCUAUGCUCAUCAGCGCGACUCCGCUGCCACCUGCCCAAGCACAGCUGACCCGUGUGUUGCAGACAAGAGCUUUGGGGUGAAGUUUGCAAAAAGCAACCUGCAGAUGCAGGGUGUCCGAGUGAGGAUCCAGCAGGAGUGCAAAGGAAACCAAGCGAGGAAGAAGGAGGAGAUCGAAGCAGCCGUAAAGCGGCACUCCGACUUGUGCAGCCGUGCAGAGGAGCAGGCUGCUUUCGUCGGUUUCGCGUGCGUUUUACAGAGUUGCAAGUUCGUGCACCUUUUAGCUCAAAGUUCGCAAGGUCGCAAUGCAUACGGUGGCACCUAUGAGAGGCACUCGCCCUCGUGUUGGAAAUGCGAGAAGCAUCGGGUAGCAAAACAGUAUCGGUCGCAGGCCGAUCAGAUAAGCAUCGCCUUCUAUGAAAAGCUUUUGCCAGAAGAUCAGAACGAACAGCAUGCAGUUGUUUUCGAGCUGCAGCAGCCCGACCUCCUUGCAUUGCAGCGGGACGCAACUCUACUCUUUGCUCGCGAGAUCGGUUGCCCGAAAGAAUUCUAUUGUGGCCGGAAGCAAGCUUUGUGGAACGAGGAUCCGUGCCUGCAGAAGUGGCGAGCCUUGGAGGCUGUGGAUUUCUCGCUGGGUUCCACUCGGAAGAAGUUCUGUCAGACACAUUAUCGGCAGGCACAUGUGCUUUCGCAUCCCAGCUUUGUCGUUCCACAUGGGUACAACUGCUUGUUGGCCGGUGACAAGCCCGAUGAGAAUGGCCACGACCUCGUCAGUGCUACUCUUGAAUGGGAUGUGGAGCCGUUGGUCAAGCUUGUGACAGAUGAUGUGCGGUACCAGGUGCUUGACAAGCAUGUAUCCAGUUGGAAGCGCAACGAGAACCAGGUUAUUGCGCUGAAGUCAGAGGCACAUGUUGACAUAUCCUUGCUGGAGUUCGAGACAUUCGGAGGCUUACGCAGUGGGCUGCAACUGCAAAUUCCUCGGCUGAUGUGCGCAGUUGCGCAGCACAGCCUUACCUUCUACCGUCUGGGGGUCUUGAACAUGGUCAAGGCAUUGCUAUGGCAAGUUGGCCCGCCUCUGAUAGACUCACAGGAAUGGCCAAGCGAUAGGCCUUCGUCUGAUCCAGAGCCUCCAGUUCUGCGCGAGGCCGCUCGCUGUUUGGUCGAGGAUGGACUCGUUUUGAAGCUUUGUGAGCAGAUUGGUUCUUUGCUUGAUCGGUCAAGGGAGAAUUGGACACAGAAUGGGACAUUGCUCUUUGUUGUACAUGUUGCCAGAUUCUUGGCUGAGCAUUCUCGAAAGGGAGUUCGCACAGAAGCCCACAACGUCUUGCUCACUGCACGCCGUACUGGUAUUGAUUGGCUGAAGCGUCUUCGAAGAGUUGUGCAAGAGACAACUGACAUCGCGGCAGUCGCAGAUCUCCGAGACAAGAUCGUGGACGUUUCUGCAACCACAACACUGACAUUCGUUCCUGAACCUUGCGUUGGCGGGCAGCUUCCUGCUUGCAUGUCGGCGGAUGCGUUCGUUGAUUGGCUACGAGUUCGGGCUGCGUGCUUUGAUAAUAUCCUUCUGGGACGAUCGCAAGAGAAGAGCAUGCCCCGAGAACGCCGGCUGCUCCUUCGGCAUGCCAUGUGCGUAGCCCUCAGCAUCGAGCGCGACAUCCACGGCAUGUCUCCCCCCACACGCCUGACAGAAUUCUCGCGAGAGCACUGGGGUGGAGGGAGGGAUGGAACUUAUGGGGUGUGGACGCGGUGUCCUGCACCUGCAGGUCGUUGGUACAAGGUCCACUUUCAGUUGCAGCCAGGGGUUGGCCGCUGCACUCUUCAUGUGGAUAUCUUGCGUGGCUCUUUCCUCGUCAAUGGCAAUCCGGUGGGGCGCUUGCCGCAGAAGAUCACGGACAGUGAGACUUAUUGUCGACUCUUUGGCCGCAACAUCUUCGAGGUCCAGCCCGCUCCAGAUGGAGGCUAUACAACAGGUCUCCUGGACUCGGUUUACUUCGGUUUUGUUCUCCACCCGGAUGGCGAAGUGUCGGUGACAGAGAAGAGAUAUUGCACUCCUGCCAAUUCUCCCUCUGAGGAUGGCACGGAGGAAGAGACUGAGUCCUGGCAGAAAGCCGUGCUGGUUCCACACGAAGCCUUCAAGGGCGAUGUCCCUGCUGACUUGAUCAACAAGUAUAGCCACUGGCUGGUCAAGGAGCCAUCGCCUGCCAUCUAUUUCCGACCCACACACUUCCAGGAGCCAAAGUUUGCAUUGGGCUGUUCGGAGACGGGCUCCGAUUUUGUGUUGGACCUGGAACAGAAGCGGAUCAAGGACACGGAGUCAAGCUUGUACUUGAUCGACAUUUGCAGCGUGACCUUUGGAGAGCUGUUCAAGGUCUUUGGACGAGUAGCACCGCGAGAUCGGGUCCACGUCUUUGCCUGUGACCCACGGCCGCUGGUCUUCCUUCCAGCUCUGCAAAUGCGCUUCCACGUGGAGAAGACGACGGGCAGGAUCGAGAGCCACGAGCUGGGUGGCUAUGUGGCCUCCAACCAGAAUCUUGGAACCCUUAUCGGCUUGGAGCAUGGUUUGCUUCUGGAGACGAACCAGACGAACCAUGAACAGGUUGAGCAGAUGCUCUUGUUGCCUCAUGCCAAGGCUUCUCGUACACCCGAUGCAAGGCACUGCACAGUUUCUCUGAAUCUGAAAAAACUUCGUUCUCCGCCUUUCUUUGUGUACACCCUGCGGCCUCAGUUGUGUGAGCUCCGCGGCCAGAGAGAUCGAUUGCCUUGGAUCUACCUGGCGAAGCUUCAUGCGCUGACCUCCUACGUGUUGCCGGAUCCAUUCCUGCAACGCACCGGCACGGCAGCAGCCCUCUCUUUGCUUCGUUCCGCAAGGUGCCGUGGCAACCUGCGCAACAGCCUCGAUGAGAAGAUCGACCUUGGCAGAGUGGAGAAGACCUUCCUGGAGAUCGCAGAGGUCUCAGCCACACGCUCGUUCUAUCCGGACCAUCUGCAGGUUAUGGAAGUGGUCGACUUUCAUGGGAUGCCAGGCUUGUGUGCCCACGAAGGUUUUGCUUUUCUCGCUCGUGACGCCCUCAUAGAGGUGCUGGAGCAGUGCAAACUCACAGGGGAGCAGGCAAGCAAAAAGCUGGAGAAAGCAGUUGAAGAGAUGCAGGACAGAUGCAGCGCGCUGACUCAACGGGCCUACUUGCGCAGCCGGGAGGUCCUCGGCUUGCCUGGGCGUUUACAGCCGGAAGAGGAAGAUGCGGCUCUGCAGGGACCCUGGCGGCCCUGGGCUCCAGCCGAGUGGCAAGAGGAAGAGCACGACAGAGCUUCGUUGCGACAAGUUGCGCUGGUAUGUUUAAGCCACUAUCCUGUGUCCCCAGCAGUUUCGCUGCAAGAUUUCCUACGCUCGUCGGAAGACUUGAAGGGCUACUCCCACGUCGAGCUGGAGGCUGGCAGUCUAGUUGAAUGGUACCAGAUCGGACAGAAUUGCGAGAACAUGAGGCUCUGUUGGAUUGCAUUGUACCAAGCUGCCCUUCGCUCUGAGAACAGACGUCGCUUUGACUUCUUCUUGGCUUACUUGGCACGGCAAUGGCCCCAGCAUGUGGUGCAUUUGCAAGUCCUCUCGACCAUUGCCAUUCACCAGGAGACCUUCUCGGGCAUAGAGUUGCCACCGCAUCAGUUGUAUAAGCAUCCGGACGAGCACCAGCUCAACAGGCAAACAGUCCGAUGCAUAAUCAAGGCAGGCCAGAAGCAGUUUGAUGAAGAAGAGCCAUACUUCAGGGACCCCGUAGAGCAGGAGAGAGCUUCGAGGGAGCACCAACAACGCCGCAGUCAGUUUCAGCGCGACAGCUUACAAGACCUAUCGCUCAUCGAAGGUGACACGCACCGGAAGUGGGUGCACGGGGGUGAGAUGCAGCGGUUUUCGUGUGCAAAAGGCACGAUCGAGAACCCCGAACUUCUGGCCAAACAGAUCAAUGCCUACCUGAUCAGAUGCAGGCAGGCUUUGGAUCUGCGAAACUUCUUGGAGCACGUGGAGACGAAGCUCCAAAAGCUGAAGGAGGACGGCGAGGUCCACGAGGAGCUCCCAGAAGAGUGGGAUGUCACUUUUCCUCGUGCACUCGCACCUCGAACUCCUCGAGAGUCCGUGUGGCUAUCCGAGCCCACAGAGGUGGAGGUUGUCAAAAGCGCGACUUUGGACAGGCUGUGGGAGACGGGCCAAUUCCGAAAGCCAGUCGUCCUGGAUGGCACGUCUCGUAAAACCCGCGCUCCCACCUUGCAGCUGUCUCCAGACGAGGAGACUGACCUCUUGCUCAACUCAGAGCAUGCCAUGAUCAACAAGCAGUUGCUGGAUCCGUUGCGCGAGAGCUGGGAGCUGGCCCACACGAAGCAGCCGCCACAGCAGCAACCCACCCAGCGCGAUUUGCAAACAUACCUUCACCAGGUGAAGACUGAGCGAGCGUUUGCUUGGGAUUGCAUUUGCAGAUCGCUCGAGGGACAAGGCGAAUGGGAUGAUUUGCUUCGCCAGUGUGGCCUGCACGACAUUCCCGUACCGCUUAGUGCGCUGCCCCGUUUGCUGCAGACCACAAAUCCCCAGCUACGAAGAGUUAUUGGAGCCUACGCAGUCUGCCUGCGUGCAGAGCAGCGCACCUUGCGUUGCCUGCGCCUGGCGGCCGGGGGAGAGAUGAGCUCUUGGCUUUCGAGGGAGCUUCAUCCGUCCAGCGUUGGCUGCACGAACUGGAAGCCGACGGAGCACCCGGAGUGGUUGCUCUUGGAGGUCGACAAUGAGCUCUGCAUUCGGGAAGAGCAGGUGGCUGUGGCCAAAAGCAUGAUGUUGGAGGGUACAGAGAAUCCAGAAGAUAGGCAGAGCCGUCUUAUGCAAUUGAACAUGGGCGAAGGAAAGACAUCCGUCAUCGUCCCCCUUUUGAUUGCAUCUUUGGCCGACGGGAACAGUCUUUUGCGCGUCACGGUUCUAUCCUCCUUGCGGCACAGCAAUGCAACGGAAUGGCAGCACAAGCUCGGUGGUCUUUUGGGGCAUCGGCUGUAUCCUAUGUUCUGCCGCCGGGAUCUGAAGCUGGAGGAGAUCGAGGCGCAGAGCCUCCACUGCUUUCUGGACCGUGUCCGACUCGGAAGGGAUGUCAUCGUGACGGUGCCCGAGCAUCGGCUCUCUUUCGAGAACAAGGCCCUCGAGCUGGCCUACAGAUCUGACGACAAGAAGAUGCAGACGAGCCAGGCUCUGCAUUCCGGCCUCGACUUUCUGAAGAUGCAUGUGAGGGAUGUCUUGGACGAGUCCGACGAGAUCUUGCAUGCGAAGUACCAGCUGAUCUAUACACUCGGCAAUCCUGGGGAGCUUGAUGGUGGACAGCUUCGAUGGCGGGUGGCCUCUUGUGUGCUUGCUUCUGUGGCUCGCAGGGCUGAAGGCUUGGCCGAGACGUUUGGAAAGAAGGCGGUGGAGUUUGUUCCGGGCACUCCGGACUUUCAAUAUCCCACCGUCCGCUUGCUGGACCAUGACAGCAGCAAGGCCGCUUACGAACAGCUUUGCCGGUGGAUCGUGGAGGAUGUGUUCGGAUCGGGGCAGUCGAGCCUUUCCCUGCGCAUUUGUGGAGAGGAAGAAAGGCAGGCCUUCAAGGAAUGUGCUCUCGAAGUGUGUUCGGAGCACAAGCCAUGGACCAAACUGCAUGAAAGCGUGCAGCCAGUCGCUUAUGUCCUACGUGGGCUGCUUUGCCACAAGGUCCUUCGACUUGCUCUCGGCAAGCGAUGGAGAGUUGAGUUUGGGGCGCAGCCUUCAGGUCGCUGCCGUAUGGCCGUACCAUACAGGGCCAAGGAUGUGGCUGCUGAGCGCACGGAGUUCGGACACCCAGAUGUGGCCAUCAUGCUUACGUUGGUGACGUAUUACAGGGGUGGGCUGGACAAGGAAGCGAUGGAAGAAGUCUUCAGACGCCUUCAUCAGAAGAACGAGCGUCAGGCAGCCGCGACUUACAGGCAGUGGACUUGUCAGAUGGGAGCCUCAAUGCCCACGGAACUGUGUGAGUGGUCUGGAGUAAACCUGGAUGACAGGGAGACCUUGCAUAAGAAAGUCUUCCCGGCUCUUAGACGCCACCGCGCCGUGGUCGACUUUUGGUUGGGGGAGAUUGUUUUCCCCAAAGAGGCCAAGCAGUUUCCACAGAAGCUGGUUGCAACACCGUGGGAUUUGUGUCCUGUGGGCCGUAUCACCACUGGCUUUUCUGGGACGGACGAUGCCAGACCGCUGCUUCCGACAACCAUCCAGCAGUCGAAUCUCCAAGAGCUGGCGCACACGAACGGGCUUGUCCUGCGAAACCUGAUGCGGAAGGAGAACCAAAGCUACCGGAAGCUUCCACACGAUGCGGGAGGACGCGAGAUCUUGGAAGAAUUGAUCUCCGACCCCGAUGUGAAUGUCUUGCUAGAUGCUGGAGCGCUGGUCAUAGACAAGUCGAACCAAGAGCUGGCAGAGGGAUGGCUCAAAACACGUCGCGGUCGCGGACUCCGCGACAAGGAGGCGGCUAUUUUCUUCGAUGCCAAUAACACUGCUUCCGUCGUGAAUGAAUUUGGGAAGGUGAUGUCCUUGGCAGUCUCGCCCUACGAGCGAUCCCUGGACAAGUGCCUCCUAUACUUGGAUGAUGUGCACUGCCGUGGAUGUGAUUUCCGCAUGCCAAGAGCCAGCAGAGCCGUUGUCACACUAGGACGUGGUAUGCAGAAGGAUAAGCUCGUGCAAGCUUGCAUGAGAAUGCGUUUGUUGGGCAAUGGGCAUGCCGUCGCUUUCCUGGCAUCCUUCGAGGUGGACCUCCAAGUCCAGACAUACCUACGCAAGCCAGAGCUUCAGGACGCUCCCAUCGUCGCCUCCGUCCUGUCCUGGUGUCUCACGAACACUGCGAAGGCCAUCGCAGAAAAGCUGCCGUACUGGGCCAGCCAGGGAGCUGCCCGUAUCCGCAAGGAGGCCGCGUACGCAGCACAUGCCAACCUUGGCUUGGAGGAGCUUCCCAAGGUGGCUGGCGCCUGUGCAGAGGACGAAGUUCUGCUGCUGCGGAUCAUGUACGGCCAUGCUCGUGCACAAGCGACUCUCCCUCAGAUCGUCAAGGAGGUGUUGCAGCGUGUUGCAAAUGCCGUGAAUCCACUCGGCAAGUCUCCCGACGGCAUUCGCUUGAGACGGCUACAGACCGAGAUCCAAGCUCGGGUUCAAGCUCUUGCUAGCGAUGUGACGAUGCCAUCAGGGAUGUUGGAUGAAGAGCAGGAGCGCGAGCUCGAAGCCGAGUUGGAGGAGGAACGACAGUUGGAGCGUCCGGGCCCUGCAGACCCCUGCAAACCCCAUGUGUCACCCGGCGUGCGGGGUCUUGCUACCACAGGCCACACGACUCAGCCAUUUUGGUCCAUGGCACAGCUGCUCCAGAGGACAUCCUUCCCUCACAAGGAUUGGGCUUCGGUAGAUGUCAAGGUGACCCCUGACUUCAUUGCAACGGUUGAAAACAGUGGUGUCCUCGACAGCUACCUUCGACCAGCCCUCUGGCUGCUGCAAGGACGCAAGCAGCAGGUCCUGAUCUCCAACUACGAAGCCGAAGCUGUUGCAAGCUGCUUCAGCACAGGCCCGGAGGCGAAGCUCGGGUUGGUGGGCCGGCGCCUUCGUCCCCAUCAGGCGCCGGUCAGCGACGUGCCACUUCCGACCGCCGUCCAUGUCUUCGCCGGCAGCCUCUACGGCAACGCAGAAACGCCGCAGGAUUCAGAGAUCCAGAAGCAGCGCAGCUUCUUGGGAAUCAGUUGGCCCGUCUCCAAGAGUGCAGCCUGGACUGAGUUCUACAACCGCCAGGUGGUGGAGAGGGAUGGCUUUGUAGCGCCCGUCAAUCGGGCUCGAGUCUCGGCAGAGGAUCCAUCUCUGACUUUGGAGUCGUCGCCUUUUGCAUCGAGCCCGGUGCGCAUGCUACGACGUUUCCUUGGAGCCCGACACCUGGGUGGAGAGCUCCCUUUUGCACCGAUGGGCAUGCUUUUGUGCACGGACUGUGAUGAUUGA
Molecule: messenger RNA, 8865 nt
Organism: Symbiodinium sp. CCMP2456
Lineage: Eukaryota; Dinophyceae; Suessiales; Symbiodiniaceae
Source: the annotation of a GenBank genome assembly